AUGGAUUGUGCAGGAUCCUCUCGCUACUUGUUGGCAGUGGCGAUGAUAGCCAUGGCACUCUCGCUUGGCUGUGCGGCCCCCAUGUUCGGCUUGACCUUAUCCAGUCAACGUAACACCGGCGACUCCGAUCCUACGUCACCACUGUCCAAGUUACCGCUACCAAUACCGUUACCGAACAUUUCGGAGAGGUUGCAUUCAAGGUUGCACAAACACCGGAUGCCGCAGUCAUCUGCGACGAAUGCUCCGACUUCUCCGGAGAACAAACAGCAAGAUUCGCAGCAACAGCCUCAGCAGAUCUCGCCAGAACCGACGGUGGCCGAACAACCGGGUGGAAAAGAUCCUUACCAGUCGUUGGCAAAUGCAUCUGUGACGACUUCGCCGAGACCGAAGAUGGAGACGACAACCCACAAUAUCCUUCACUUUAUCGGAGUCCCGCUGAAAAAAUGCAGUGAGGGUCAAGUGUUCAACAAACACCGGAAAUGCGUUGCAAAACGUGAAAGAAGUUCCAACCCCGAAGACGAGGAGGACAGCUCCACCAUUUUAGUAAGCACUAUUCGUCGAUUGUGA
Macrosiphum euphorbiae (potato aphid) is the source of this 567-nucleotide messenger RNA. The record is from the annotation of a GenBank genome assembly. NCBI's taxonomy places the organism in Eukaryota, Metazoa, Arthropoda, Insecta, Hemiptera, Aphididae.